This is a messenger RNA of Beta vulgaris subsp. vulgaris (sugar beet), 3619 nucleotides long. Its product is annotated as putative acyl-activating enzyme 19. Lineage: Eukaryota; Viridiplantae; Streptophyta; Magnoliopsida; Caryophyllales; Amaranthaceae. Gene Ontology annotation, molecular function: protein binding. The record is from RefSeq and is a predicted model, not a curated record. Gene Ontology annotation, biological process: amino acid activation for nonribosomal peptide biosynthetic process. Bases 117 to 3560 code for a protein of 1147 amino acids. The transcript has a single exon.
AUGUAAAAUCACACCUCUUUACUCUUUUACUCAUCCGACAUUUCUAUCUCACCAUCUCUCACAAAACCAAAAACAAAUCACUUUUCGCUGCUAGUAAAAUCACACGAAGAAGAUUAAUGGCAAAUGAGAAGCAAAAGCAGCUCUUUUUUCCUUCCUCCUCCUCAUGCUGCAUAUCCCACAUAUUCCACCAAAUUGCUUCGACUAAACCCAAGAAAAUAGCCGUUAUUCACGCCACAAAACCCCCCAAAAAUCUUAUAGUUGAUGAAACUAACACAAGUAAUGCUAACUCUCUACUAUAUGAUGGAGACAAGUUCUUCACUUUCUCCCAGCUAUUAUCAGCCGUUGAUUCCCUCACUUUCAGGCUUCAUCAUAUCCUCAACGGUGGUGAUGAUCCCUCCUUAAUCAGACCCACCUCAGGUAAUAUCAAUUUUAAUGUCACAACAAAGUUAUUGGGAGUUUUCAUGGUACCUUCAGUAGAAUAUGUUGUUACAGUUCUUUCUAUUUUUAGAUGUGGUGGAGCCUUUCUCCCUCUUGAUCCUUCUUGGCCUAAAGAAAGAAUUUUGUCAAUAAUUUCAUCUUCAAAUGUUGAUUUGAUUAUUGGGUGUUUGAAUUCUGGCAAAGAAAGAAGUACCCAUUUACUUGAUGAAUCACAUUGGCUUGUAAAUUGCUGCAAGUUUCAUGUUUUAUGCAUAUCUAUUGAUGGGAUUCUUGAACAAAGUUGUGGGAAAUUGGAUUUAGUUUGGCCUUGUGAAAGUAGAAGUUUAAGGAAGUUUAGUUAUUUGAUGUAUACUUCUGGUUCUACUGGUAAACCUAAAGGUGUUUGUGGGACAGAAGAAGGGAUUUUGAAUAGGUUUUUGUGGAUGCAAGAAUUUUAUCCAUUGAAAGGGGAUGAUGUUAUGUUAUUCAAGACAUCUAUAAGUUUUGUUGAUCAUCUUCAAGAAUUUUUAGCUCCUAUGCUUGUAGGAUGUACUUUGGUGGUUCCCCCAUUUAAUGAGUUGAAGGGGAAUUUGUUUGGUCUUGUUGAUUACAUGUAUGAUUACUCGAUCACUAGAAUGACCGCUGUUCCUUCGUUAAUGAGGGCACUUCUCCCCGCCUUGGAAGGGAGGUAUUUUGAGAGUGUGGAAUGUUCUUUGAAACUGUUAGUGUUGAGUGGUGAAGUUUUCCCUGUAUCUUUGUGGAAGUUGCUUUCUAGGGUAUUUCCUAAGACUACUAUCUUGAAUAUCUAUGGAAGUACUGAGGUUUCUGGUGAUUGUACUUAUUUUGACUGCAAAGAGUUGUCAGCAUUGCUAGAAAGUGAGGUAGUGAGUAGUGUUCCCAUUGGUAAGCCCAUCACUAAUUGCAACGUUAAGCUUAUUGAGAAAGAUGGGAAUCAUGAUGAAGGAGAAAUAUGUGUUACAGGCGUAUGUCUUUCGAGUGGCUAUUAUUCUGAAGGUAAUAUUAUGCCCUUGGACUAUGUGGAGUUGAGAGAAGAUUCUGUUUCUAUUCAUGAGCGUGUGAGUAGUAAACUCUACUACAGAAUGGGUGAUUUUGCUAGAAGGCUUUCAAAUGGUGACUUGAUUUUUUGUGGAAGAGAAGAUCGCACCAUAAAGGUUAAUGGCCAACGUAUUGCACUGGAGGAGGUAGAGGAUUCAUUAAGAGGACACCCAGAUCUAGCGGAUGCUUCUGUAGUUUUCUGUAAUGAGCAAGAAGGGCAUGCCUUUCUUGGAGCGAUUCUAGUAUUGAAAGAUAACGGCAAUUCAUCUCAAGUUUUGAGAUCUAUUAGAAGUUGGAUGGUUGAUAGACUUCCUCCAGCGAUGAUUCCCAAGGAAAUUAUUUGUACUGAGGAAAUUCCUAUGUCUUCUACCGGGAAGGUUAAUUAUACAUUACUACCUAGUUUUUUUGCUCCAACUGAUGAUCCAAACAAGGGACAUGUUACAUGUAGCAAGACCUUAGAGCAUAUUAAAGAAGCCUUUUGUAAUUCAUUGGGUGUUGCAGAAGUUGGCAGUCAUGAUGACUUCUUUGCAAUGGGUGGUGAUUCAAUCAUUGCAGCUCAUGUUGCUCAUAAGUUAGGAAUUGAUAUGAGAUUGUUGUAUAUGUUCCCAAGUCCAUCCCAACUUCAGAAAGCUAUCGAAGAGAAAGAAGGCCUUUUUAGAGGUGAUGACCAAAAGAAGUGGGAAAUGAUGCCCAAAGCUCAAAAAGUGAACCCACUUCAUUCCUCUGGUUCUAGAUUAGUUAAGUCAAGGAAACAUGAAGAAACUAUGUGGACUGACACUGAUGAGCGUGAUGACUCUAAGCACCUUAGAGUAGAUGCUGAGUUGUAUUCUAAUCUCAAGGGUGUAAGUGUAACUUCACUAAGUUUCUUCCCGUGGGAAGCCCAUGCAAUAGCAGACAAUUGUGCAAUCACCCGUUGCAACAAAGUUGUGCAUAAGGGUAACUCUGCAUUCAAUCCUGAAGCCCAGGAAUUUGAACUUCCUAGACAUAUCAAAGGUUCUUUACGAGAAAUAUGGAAAGUUCCCUUAGACUCUUGUGUUGAUGCAUCUCCAUUGAUUACUUUUAAGGAUAACCAAAUGUUGAUAUUCAUAGGGUCACACUCCCACAAGUUUCUUUGUGUUAAUGCUAGAAAUGGUUCCAUUAGAUGGGAGAUAAAAUUAGAAAGUCGAAUCGAAUGCUCAGCUAUGAUUGAUGGAGACUUCUCUCAGGUUGUAGUAGGAUGCUACCAAGGAAAGAUAUACUUCAUUGAUAUGAUGAAGGGCAACAUAAACUGGACUUUUCAAACAGGCGGUGAAGUGAAGUCACAACCUACCAUAGACAGGUGCAGGAAGCUCAUAUGGUGUGGAUCACAUGAUCAUAAUCUAUAUGGUCUUGACUAUAGUAAUUACUGUUGCGUCCAUCAGCUUCCUUGCGGAGGAAGUGUAUUUGGUUCCCCAGCAAUCGACGACUCUCAUAGUAUGCUUUACGUGGGGACAACCAAUGGACGUUUGACAGCUGUAACAUUAAAGUCUACAGCGCUCUCUAUUGUGUGGCAGCUUGAACUUGAAGCUCCAAUAUUUGGAUCUCUUUCGGUCAGUUCUGAUGGGAAUGUCUUAUGCUGCUUAGUUAGCGGGGAUGUUCUUUCUGUAAACCCAAAAGGAUCUGUUGUUUGGAGGGUCAAGACUGAUGGUCCGAUAUUUGCUGGACCGUGCAUAACUAAGGCGCUUGGUUCUCAGGCUCUGGUGUGCUCUAGAAACGGAAAUGUUUACUCAUUUGAGUUGGAACAGGGAAGAAUUCUGUGGAAGUAUGAUGCAGGAGAUCCAAUUACAUCAUCAGCAUAUGUUGAUGAGAACAUAAAGUUGAUAUCUGAUCGUUCUCCCUUAAAUAGAUUGGUUUGCAUUUGCUCCAGCUCAGGAAGAAUUGUUUUACUUCAAGUAAGUUGUGUUCCUACUGAAGAUAAUAUACCAGUGGAUGUGGUUCAGAAAUUUGCACAACUUGAUCUUCAAGGAGACAUAUUCUCUUCGCCAGUGAUGGUUGGGGGGCGAAUUUUUGUAGGUUGUAGGGAUGAUUAUUUGCACUGUAUUGUUGUUGAAGCAUAUAUAGAGGAAUGACUAAUGAAUUGUAUUAUUGUAUUAUCAAUGCAAAUAUAAGAAUCAAACUAGUUAGUGAA